UGUUGUCAUGCUCUAAACAGUCACAGAGACAUCUGGUCACUCCCUCCUUACGCGCGCGCGAGCGGAUAAACUGAAGCGCUCAGUGAUUGACGGUGAGAGUGCGAUUGCUCUGCUGAGGUUGAGCUGGAGACACGAGAAUCGCGACUGCAUAAAGACCGUCUGUUGAGUGAAAUAUUCUGUCCACUCGCAAAGCACCGGGAAACAUGUUCUACUUUCACUGUCCACCACAGUUAGAAGGAGAGUGCUGCAGGACCAACACAUUGAACACAAAUGGGUUUGGGAAUCACGCCUCUGGAGACUUUGAUGACGGUUUUCUGCGCAGAAAACAACGCAGAAACAGGACGACCUUCACUUUACAACAGUUGGAGGCUUUGGAGGCGGUUUUUGCACAGACCCACUAUCCAGACGUGUUUACGAGAGAAGAGCUGGCUAUGAAAAUCAACCUAACAGAGGCUCGCGUCCAGGUGUGGUUCCAAAACCGAAGAGCAAAGUGGAGGAAGACAGAGAGAGGAACUUCAGACCAGGAGGGAAGCAAAGAACAAAUGAAUGACGGCACCCCUCCUGCACGCAACCUCAACCAGUCUCCUGUUGACCACAGCAGAAAUAAGAAAGAAUCAAUGGAACUACAGCAGAAUAUUAACAGAGUAGUGGGUUCAGGCGGACCUUUUUUCCCAUCUUGUCUGCCCGGGACUCUGCUGAACACAGCCACUUAUGCACAAGCCCUUUCACAAGUGGCAACUUUAAAAGGAAGUCCAUUGUGUUCCUGCUGUGUGCCUGACCCAAUGGGCCUCUCCUUCCUUCCACCAUAUGGGUGCCAGAGUAACCGGACAGCCAGUGUCGCAGCCCUGCGGAUGAAAGCCAGGGAACAUUCAGAGGCAGUGCUGCAGUCAGCCAACCUGCUGGGGGCAGGAUCUACAGCCGGGCCCGGAGCAGGUCCAGGGGUCGGGCUGGGCCAAAGCACUGUUUCUGCGGGAGGAAGCGAUUCCAGUCCUAACUCUGGUACCUCUAAGAUCACAUCACUACGGAGAACUCCAGACAAACAUCUGCACUGCCAAAAGGAGGGUCCGGAUAAGAAAUGAAGGAGUCUUGUUUUUUUAUCUUUUCCUAAUUUGAGGACACACUUUGGAUGAAGGAUUUAUAAUCAAACAUUGAAUGCCUGCUGCCUCUUUUUUGAGAGCACUGACAUACCCGGCACAGGACGGUGUUAAGUGCAAUCCCUUGUUUUGUAUUUUGCGUGUAUGUGUUAAACUAUUAAUUCAACUGUAAUUUUUCCUCUCCUCGUUCCCUUCUACUCAUGAUUCUUGCCAUUGGUUUUCCCUCUUCGGGUGUAUGUGGGCGCCUGGCACUUACUUCGUUUUUUUUUUUGUGGCGGAAUGACUUUUGAACAUGCUGUGUGGUAAAAGAAAACUCCCUGGUUGCCAAUGUGAACUUAUUUAAUUUUUCACAAUCCACUUUGAUGUUUGACUUGUGUACUGUGAAGUCAGGUGAUGAUAGACUUUCUGCAUUGUGUCAAGAUAUAUGCUAUGCUGAAAUAUAAAUGUACUAAUGUGAAAUAAUAUAUGUAAGAUAAUAUCAAGGACAGAACUGUAUAUUAAGUGUUAAGUUUUUAAUGUUUUAUGAUAUGAUCCGGGUAACUCCGAUUCAUGCUGAUGUGAUGGCAACUGACAUCUCUCUUGUCAUUGCAUCUGUACAUCCACGAUAGACUGCAAGAGUUCAGACACUGGUCCUGUUUUGACAUGUUCUAUAAAAUAAUUAAACAUGUAGGCAAUCA
Carassius carassius (crucian carp) is the source of this 1771-nucleotide messenger RNA. Its product is annotated as dorsal root ganglia homeobox protein-like. NCBI's taxonomy places the organism in Eukaryota, Metazoa, Chordata, Actinopteri, Cypriniformes, Cyprinidae. Gene Ontology annotation, biological process: regulation of transcription by RNA polymerase II. Gene Ontology annotation, molecular function: DNA-binding transcription factor activity, RNA polymerase II-specific; RNA polymerase II transcription regulatory region sequence-specific DNA binding. The coding region runs from base 204 to 1079 and encodes 291 amino acids. The record is from RefSeq and is a predicted model, not a curated record. The transcript is spliced from 7 exons.